AUGGCCGGUUUCAAGCGUGGUGGUGCCCGAGGGGGCAGCGCAUUUAAGAAAACUUUCCCAAAGAAACGUUCCUCGCCCGACGCUGAUGACGAUAACGCGGCGCGCGCGAGCAAGAAGACCAAGGCCGGAGACGACAACGACGACGACUCUGUACCAGUGGUACCCGAGCUCAAGACAGACGACAAUGGCGAUGCAUAUGUCAGCCUAAAUACCAGCGGAAAACGACGCGUGACUGUGAGCGACUUCAACAAGAGCACACUAGUUAGUAUACGAGAGUACUAUGUUACUGAUUCUGGAGAGACGAAGCCGGGCAAGAAGGUAUGUGCUGAUGAUCUAAGCUGUUUCGAUCCUAUGUUCUCCUCUACGUGUUUAGAUGAUGAUAGAUUUACUGACGGUCACUGCACACAGGGCAUCUCACUUACAAUCGAUCAAUACAACGCUUUGCUCGCUUCAGCACCUCUUAUCGAAUCUGCGCUUGCGAAGAAGGACAUACAGGUCUUAAGACCGGAUUAUGAGGCUGAUCUGGGUGCAAAGAUUGGGGAGCACGAAAAGGAAGAAGAAGAAAAUGAAGAGAGAGACGAUGAGAAGACUGCGAAGAAAGAAGAAGACGAGGAUGAUGAUGAUGAUGAGGAGUAA
Alternaria arborescens is the source of this 636-nucleotide messenger RNA. RefSeq lists its product as hypothetical. Gene Ontology annotation, biological process: positive regulation of transcription initiation by RNA polymerase II. Gene Ontology annotation, cellular component: transcription regulator complex; nucleus. The record is from RefSeq and is a predicted model, not a curated record. The transcript has 2 exons. Gene Ontology annotation, molecular function: transcription coactivator activity; DNA binding. Lineage: Eukaryota; Fungi; Ascomycota; Dothideomycetes; Pleosporales; Pleosporaceae. Bases 1 to 636 code for a protein of 211 amino acids.